Messenger RNA from Medicago truncatula (barrel medic), 3603 nucleotides. RefSeq names its product pentatricopeptide repeat-containing protein At5g15280, mitochondrial. The record is from RefSeq and is a predicted model, not a curated record. The transcript has a single exon. Bases 1 to 3603 code for a protein of 1200 amino acids. NCBI's taxonomy places the organism in Eukaryota, Viridiplantae, Streptophyta, Magnoliopsida, Fabales, Fabaceae. Gene Ontology annotation, molecular function: protein binding.
AUGCUCAAACUCAACUCCCUCACCACUCUCCGCCGCCACUCCCCUCACACUCUAUCUUCCCUCCACCACCUCACCACCAACACACCACCAACUACACCCCCUAAUUCUUCUCUCACACCCCACCUUCUACAACUUUCCACAGUCAUCCCUCAAAUCACCCGCCAAUUUUGGAGAAUCCCAGUUUUAAAACCCCAACAAGUCCUCCAAAUUUUGCUUGGUUUUCAAUCUGAGUGUGCAAAAGUUGUUGCCCCUGUUGAAAAGGUGAAAUCUUUGUAUGAAAUUUUCAAAUGGGGUGUUGAGAAAAAUGAAACCCAUUUUUUGAAAUCUUAUGAGGUUAUGAUAUUGCUUCUUGUUCGUGUUGGGUUGUUUAGGGAAGCUGAGAAUUUGAUUAGUUCGUUAGAGGGUCAAGGAGUUUCGUUUAAUGCAAUUGGUGGCGAUAUUUUUGAGAAACUAAUUGAAGGGUAUGUUGGUGUGAAGGAAUUGGAAAAAGCUGUUUUUGUGUAUGAGGGUAUGAAGGAAAGAGGAAUGGUUCCUUCGAGGUUGUGUCAGCGAGUUUUACUUGAUUACUUGGUGAAGAUGAAGAGAACAAAGAUUGCGUUUCGCGUGGCGUUUGAUUUGGUGGAAUUGGGGGAACCAUUGAGUUGUGAUGAGAUGAGAAAUAUGGAGGAUGUUAUGGUUUUGCUUUGUAUCGAUGGGAGGAUUCAGGAAGCAAGAAGCUUGAUUAGGAAGGUUUUGCAUUUGAAAAACUACGAGUUUACUCAGGUUAGUAGCUUGGUUUUUGAUGAAAUGGCAUUUGGAUAUUGUGAGAAGAAGGAUUUUAAAGAUUUGAUUAGUUUCUUUGUUGAAGUGAAUUGUGCUCCUAGUGUAAUAGCUGGUAAUAGAGUUGUGAAUUCUAUGUGCAAAAGCUAUGGUGUAGAAAGAGCAGGUUUGUUUUUGAAGGAACUAGAAAGUGUAGGUUUUUGUCCUGAUGAAGUAACCUAUGGGAUAUUAAUUGGUUGGAGUUGUCAUAAAGGGAAGAUGAAAGAUGCAUUGAGUUAUCUAUCGAUUAUGUCAUUGAAAAGUUUAGUGCCUCGUUUAUGUACUUAUAAUGCUCUUAUAAGUGGUUUGUUUAAAGUAAGUAUGUUAGAAAAUGCUAAAGAUAUUCUUGAUGAGAUGAUUGAUAGAGGAACAGCACCUGAUAUUUCGACUUAUAGGGUUCUUGUAGCAGGGUAUUGUAAGUCUAGGCGGUUUGAUAAAGUGAAAAGUUUGGUUUGCGAAAUGGAGAAACGUGGUUUGGUUAAACUUUCUUCGAUGGAGAGUCCGCUUUCAAAGGCGUUUCGGAUUUUGGGAUUGAACCCUUUGAGUGUGAGGUUGAAACGAGACAACAACAAGAAACUUUUCAAAGCGGAGUUCUUUGACGAAAUGGGAAAUGGACUUUAUUUGGAUACAGAUGUAGACGAGUUUGAGAACCACAUUGCUUCAAUUCUUGAAGAGUCUGUGUUACCGAACUUCAGUUCAUCUGUCAAAAAAGAAUGCAGCAGUAAUAACCUUAAAAAUGCAUUGGUUUUGGUUGAAGAAAUGCUUUGUUGGGAUCAAGAAUUGUUGUUGCCUGAACUCUCGAUGUUAGUGAGACAGCUUUGUUCAUCUCGCUCACAGAUUAAGUCAGUGAUCAAACUUUUGGAGAAAAUGCCGAGGUCUGCCCGGGAACUCGAUCAUGAAACCCUGAAUUUGGUUGUACAGGCAUACAGCAAGAAGGGAUUAUUGUGCAGAGCAAAAACUAUGCUUGAUGAAAUGCUUCAAAACAAAUUUCAUAUCGAGAGCGAGACAUAUACCUCGUUAUUCAUGCCUUUAUGUAGAAAAGGAAACAUGAAGGACUUCAAUUAUUACUGGAACAUUGCUUGCACAAAUAAAUGGUUACCAAAAUUGGAGGAAUUUAAACUUCUAAUUGGUCAUAUAUGCCAUCAGAAAAUGCUUCCAGAAGCAUUGCAGUUACUUAAAAUCAUGCUUUUAUCAUACCCUCACCUAAGGUUAGAUAUAUAUCAUAUAUUUCUAGAAGUACUUUCUGCCAAGAGUCUUACAGGUACUGCACUUGUAGUCUUAAAACAGCUGCAAAAUUGUUUAUUCUUGGAUCAUGCUUGUUAUAAUAAUCUUAUAAGGGGCUUAUGCAAUGAGGGAAAAUUUUCUCUAGCUUUUACAAUAUUGGAUGAUAUGAUGGAUAGAAAUUUGGCACCUUGUUUGGAUGUUUCAGUCUUGUUAAUCCCUCAACUGUGUAAGGCUCAUAGAUAUGACAAAGCUAUUGCGUUAAAAGAUAUCAUUCUGAAAGAACAGCCUUCAUUUUUCCAUGCUGCUCAUCGUGCGCUUAUAUGCGGAUUUUGUAAUAUGGGGAAUGUUGCGAAAGCAGACUCUCUGUUGCGGGAUAUGUUAUCGACAGGACUAAGUUUAGACGACGAGCUUUGUAACCUGCUUAUCCAGGGUCAUUGUCAAGCUAAUGAUUUGAGAAAAGUAGGGGAGCUACUUGGUGUUGUGAUAAGAAAUAGUUGGGAGCUCUCCCUCUCAAGUUACAGGAACUUGGUGCGAUCGAUGUGUAUGAAGGGUAGAGUCCCGUUUGCACUGAGCUUAAAGAACCUUAUGGUUGCACAAUGUUCACUUGACGGUGUUAUCGUAUAUAACAUUCUUAUUUUCUAUCUUUUGUCAAGUGGAAACCAGUUGGAUGUUAAGAAGAUACUAACUGAUAUGAAAGAGAAGAAAAUUGUACUCGACGAAGUUGGUCAAAACUAUCUUGUCUAUGGUUUCUUGCAAUGUAAGGAUUUGUCCAGUUCUUUGCAUUAUCUUACUACCAUGAUUUCAAAGGGACUAAAACCGAGUGACCGCAGCUUGAGGAAGGUAAUAAGCAGUCUGUGUGAUGUCGGCGAGCUACAAAAAGCUAUGGAAUUGAGUCGAGGGAUGGGAUUUAGAGGAUGGAUACAUGAUUCUCUCAUCCAAACAAGAAUUGUGGAAAGCCUUCUUUCCCGUGGUUUUAUGGAAAAUGCAGAAUGUUUUUUGGACAGGAUGGAAGAAGAAUCUCUAACUCCCGAUAAUAUUGAUUACAAUUACUUGAUUAAGCGUUUUUGUGAGUUUGGAAGAUUAAAGAAGGCGGUUCAUCUUAUGAACAUAAUGCUAAAGAAAUCCAACAUUCCUAUUUCAACGAGCUAUGAUUUUCUCAUUUAUGGAUUCUGUGCUCAAAAUGAGUUGGACACAGCUUCAAAUUUUUAUUAUGAAAUGCUAAACUUGAAUUUCAAACCAAGAAUCGACACGGUGGAAAUGCUUAUGUUUAGCUUCUGCGAACAUGGGAGGACAGAACAAGCAGAACAGUUCCUAGUGGACAUGAUUUGUGGAGGCGAAAAGCCGACGAGAAAAAUGUAUUCCACUGUAAUUAAAAGUUAUCACAUGGAAAAGAAUCUUAAGAAGGCGUCAUAUCUCGUGCAAGCCAUGCAGGAAAAAGGCUACCAGCCUGACUUUGAUAUACAUUGGUCUCUCAUAAGUAACUUAAGCAAUGCCAAAGAAAAAGAUACUGAUAAUGGCAACAAGGGUUUUUUAUCAAGGCUUCUUUCUAAAACUGGCUUUCUUCAAAGAUUCAAAGGCUAG